Molecule: messenger RNA, 1916 nt
Organism: Stegastes partitus (bicolor damselfish)
Lineage: Eukaryota; Metazoa; Chordata; Actinopteri; Pomacentridae
Product: TCDD-inducible poly [ADP-ribose] polymerase-like
Exons: 5
Coding region: 1-1854 (617 amino acids)
Cellular component (GO): nucleus
Molecular function (GO): NAD+ poly-ADP-ribosyltransferase activity; metal ion binding
Source: RefSeq, a predicted model, not a curated record
AUGGCUGACCUUUCCUGCAGCGGUGGAGUGAAGAGAAAGUUGGCAGCAGGUGUUUCAGCUGCACAGCCCAGAUCUUCCAAAGUCACCUUCCUGAGCCACUCGUUCCUCUUCGUGGAAAUCCCUGCCGACGCCGACACCAGCCUCCCGGUGUGGGAGGCCCUGAGGUCCAGGCAGGUGGACAUGAGCUGGACGGUCAACCCUUACAGCAUCAGCAUUCACGUGACGCCUGUGACGUCCAAGCAAGGGAACGCGUCGGCUUCCAGCAUAAAUGAGACCACGUCCAGCUCCACGUUCUCUCCCGGCGUCCAGUAUGUCCCCCAGCAACACAAUGUGCUGCUCCCCUUCUCCCAGAACAGCUCCUUGCUUCCAUGCCCCUUUAGUCACCACCAUGAAACACCUGCAGACCCUAAUCCAGCCACCGCCAUCGUCGCCCAGACCCAGCCCGACCAUCAGUCCAGCACGCCUACCAAGAACGAGGUCCCGAGCGCCAUCCUGACACCAACAUGUUCCCCCACCGUGCUGCAGACCCCGUCCACAGCGCCCGUCCCCGUGGCGUUCCACACAAAGAUUUCCCCCGACGUCGAGAUCUGCGACAGCUUCCUCUUGGGCAUUUGUCAGGCGGGGACAAGGUGUAAGAUGCACCACACUCGCUACCCGUUUCACUGGCAGCUGUGGAGCGUCGUCACCCACCAGUGGGUCGAUGUUUCCCCUCGCUCUCAGGUCUUACUGGAAAGGCUGUACUGCAAUGUCAAUAUUGAGACCGUUGUUCUCAAAGAAGGGCACGUCUGCUACAAUCUGGACUUUGACUCGAUGGAGUUGGAUGGUCCCUAUAAAUACGACAGCAUUAGACGACUGACAAACGCUGACAGUCCGGCCAGGAACCCUUACUAUCCCAGCAAGUGGAAAAUCUACUGGUGGAACAACCUCGGCUGGGAAGAGUACAAAUUGCAUCUGUCCACCUUGCUGCUAAACAUGAUGAGCGAAAAGGAGCCCGAGUGUUUCUUCCACAUCGGCUCAGAGAGGUACAAGGUGGACUUCACCGCUAUGCUCCAGACCAACAUCAGGACGGGGUUCCAGAGAGACGUUCGCUACAGACCCGUCUACCGAUCGCCUGAUCACAUGCAGCCGCACCUGCAAACAGGAAUCCAGUCCGACUCCACCCAACCCAUUCGCGAUCCUCCUGAUGCGAACUUCAACGUGGAUCCUCUGGAGGAGUUCAGCUCCUGGUACCCUCCAGUGUGGCGUCAGGCCUCGGAGCAGGAUUGCAGCAUCGUAGACGUUCCGGCCGGCACGCGGGCCUACAAGAGCAUCCAAAACCUCUUCUACGAGAGCAUGUCUGAGACGGCGGUGGACGUUAUCGGCAUCCAGCAGGUCCAGAACGUGCUCCAUUGGGACAAGUACCAAAGGCAGAAGGCACACAUGCAGAAGCAUCACACCAACUCUGAGGAACCUCUGGAGAGACACCUCUUCCAUGGGACAACCAGCGAGGCCUCAGAGGGCAUCUGCUACAACAACUUCGACCCUCGAAUGGCCGGGGUCAACGGGACUGCCUACGGUUUUGGCUCCUACUUCGCGACCACAGCUGUCUUGGCCAACCCAUAUUCAAACACAGAGGAGGCAGAUGAAGUCCAACACAUGUUCUUGGCCAAAGUCCUGGUGGGGAAGGUGACUCUGGGCAGCAGCAGCUACCACCGGCCGCCGCCGUGCAGCUCCAAGACAAAGCAGUACCACCUCUACGACGCCUGUGUUGACAAAUGGCACGAUCCCACCAUGUUUGUAGUUUUUGACAGCUGCCAGUGCUACCCAUACUACCUCAUCAAGUACAAAGACCUGCCCAGAGAGAUUUAUAUUUAACGAGAUAAAGUUCACAGGCAAGCAACCCGUUCAUUGUUCAGACAGGAAUAACAAUGCCUUUU